Tuber aestivum (summer truffle) is the source of this 849-nucleotide messenger RNA. The record is from the annotation of a GenBank genome assembly. Lineage: Eukaryota; Fungi; Ascomycota; Pezizomycetes; Pezizales; Tuberaceae.
AAGAUCGACUCGCCCAUUAUGGCCGGCCAGAUAUCUGUGCGUGCUGCUGUAGCCUCAGGUAGGCGAACAGACAACUUCCAGCCAAACAUUGAGCUCACAAUUACCGCGCAGAUGUAGAGGUGAUUCUGGAGAUGAUUAAGGAACUGGCGCUUUAUGAGAAUGAGCCCGACAAGGUACUCGCUACCCAGGAAAGCUUGCAAAACACUCUGGGGCUCAAGGAGGGCUCAAAGUGCUACGCGAAAACCCUGCUGCUGUAUGAGGGCGACAAGCCAGCUGGGAUGGCAUUGUGAGUAUCAUGCCAUUAUCAACGGUUGCAAACACGAGAUAGCAUGUCACUGAUGCAGUGGAUAUUGAAACAGGUACUUCAACAGCUAUAGCACAUGGAGGGCUAAGCCCGGAAUAUACCUGGAAGACCUAUUCGUGAAGCCUCAAUUUCGUGGAAAGGGAUAUGGCACAACGCUCCUAGCGACCCUAGCCAAAGAGGUGCUGGAGAUCGAUGGGGCGAGGUUAGAGUGGAGCGUUCUUAAAUGUAUGUUGCCCGCCGGGAGAAUGAUGCAGGAGGCCGCGGAGAUUGAGAUAGAUGGGAUAGGGAAUGAGCCGUCUAUAAAGUUCUACGAAGGGAUCGGGGCGACUAAUCUAGCCAAAGAAUGGCAACAAAUGAGAGUGGACGGGAACGCUUUAAAGGAUUUAGCUAAAAGAGGUGCAUUCGGAGACGGAAAGUGAACCGACCAGACCCGGGGGUUGAGCCGGGCACGGAGAGGGAUUGGUCAGAUUGUACAGAGCGAAGUGGAGUCAACUCGGGAGUUUUUGCUACAAUCAAGUCGUGGUGCCCGGGAUUUUCCUCACGAA